Messenger RNA from Hyaloscypha bicolor E, 2607 nucleotides. RefSeq lists its product as uncharacterized. Bases 1 to 2607 code for a protein of 868 amino acids. Lineage: Eukaryota; Fungi; Ascomycota; Leotiomycetes; Helotiales; Hyaloscyphaceae. The transcript is spliced from 3 exons. The record is from RefSeq and is a predicted model, not a curated record. Gene Ontology annotation, cellular component: fungal-type vacuole membrane.
AUGUCAGAUAAUCCUUCAUCGCCGUUGCUUGGCAGCGCGGACAGACCUCGAUCAAAUCACUCACAUUACUCCGACGAGUCUCACGAGGACACGCCUUUAUUAUCACGAUCUGACCAUGCUCCUCGGUAUGACGGUGUGGAAGAUCAAGACGAGGAUGAAGAAAUAAUACCCUCGCCAGCAGCGACAUCGUUGCGAUCGUUACAGAAUGGCCACGGAUCCACGAUGUCCACCAAGGGUGGCCGACGUUGGCCAACUGCUGUCGCAAUCGGAGUUCUGGGGUUGUUAGUCUUAGGAAUAAUUGCUGGCGCGUUCUUUGCUCCAGCAGUUGUCGAAGAAUACACCAAAGAGGCUCUAGUUAUCGAGCCUACAAAUUUGUCGAUAGAUUCCUUCACCUCAAACGGCGUCAAGGCGAGGGUGCAAGCAUCAUUCAGAAUGGACGCGUCGAGAGUCAAGAACAAGCAUGUGAGAAAUAUUGGGCGUUUUGGUACAUGGAUUGCUCGUGCGGUCGAGAGCCAGGAGUCGAAAGUGGAGGUUUCUCUACCGGAAUAUGGCAACAUUCUAGUUGGUACCGCUGCUGUACCACGCGUUAUUGUUGACAUUCGAAAUGGGCAUACGACUGCCGUCGAUUUCCUCACGGACUUGGAGCCUGGCGACAUGGAGGGAAUUCGUCAAGUUGCCAACGACUGGCUGGAGGGUCGCUUGGAUCAAAUCAGAGUGGUGGGCAAAGCCGACGUUGGAUUGAAAUCGGGCUUGAUUCCUCUUGGAACUCAAAGCAUCUCUAAAUCACUGGUUUUUGAAGGCAACGAUCUUCCGGCCAUCCCCGAGUACAAUAUUACCCGCCUUAAUUUCCGGGAAGUUCCCAUCGAUACUUCGGGACGUCGUGGUAUGGCUGCAGAUGUAUCAUUAUCUGUGGUAAACAGCUACCCGAUCAAGCUCACGAUACCACCUCUUGGAUUCAAUAUCCUUGUUCCGAACUGUAACGAUAAUGAUCCAUAUAUUCGGCUUGCCGAUGCUACAACGGCACCUGUCGAUGUCGAGCCUUACUCGGAUGCGGUUGUUGAUGUUGGAGGCAUUGUCAGAGAACUGCCUCAAGAUCUUCUGCAGACAUGUCCACAUUCUAAGUCGUCGCCCCUUGAUCUUUUGCUCGGAGACUACAUCCGUGGCAACGAUACCACAAUAUUUGUACAGGGUUCGAAUCCACCAGAUAGUGACACUCCUGAUUGGAUCAUGAAGAUCAUCUCAAGUAUCACUGUACCAGUUCCAUUUCCGGGCCAUACAUUCGAAGGUCUGAUCAGAAACUUCUCCUUGACUGAUACACACUUCACCCUCCCGGAUCCAUGGGCCGAGCCAGGAAGCGACGAAUCAAACCCUCAGAUUUCUGCCAACAUCGUUGUCAUUGCCGGAUUACCCAAAGAGAUGAAUUUUGGCAUCAAUGUGACCGCUGUUAAUGCCACUGCCGACGUAUUCUACAAGGGAGAGAAGCUUGGCGAGCUAAAUUUGAAAAAAUGGCAAUCCGCUGAAUCCGAACGAAUUGAGUCAGACAAUGAAGCCCAGCUUAGAAUCACAUCCCGGAUAGAGGACGUGCCUUUGAACAUCACGGACGAUGAUGUGUUUACGGACGUACUUUCAGCACUCAUGUUUGGUGGCAAGACCGUUAUGCUUAGGAUGGAGGCUCUUGUUGACGUUACACUUUCCACCGUCCUUGGGGAGCUGGUAAUCAAAGAGAUGCCUGCGGAGGGAGUCGUUCCUGUCAAACCGAUCUCUCCAGGCGGUGGCUUUAGCAAUCUGAAGCCAAGAAUUGGCGAGCUGAAAGUCUUGAGCACUAGCAAGACUUCUAUCAACCUCCAAGCACACGUCAACUUCACCAAUCCGACCGAAUACACGGCGCACAUCCCAUUUGUCAAUAUCCACAUCCUCAACAAUGGCUCUAUCAUUGGCGACGCAACAGUCCAGAACGUCGACGUAAAACAGGGCAACAACACAAAUAUCCUCGUCCAGGCGACGUGGGAUCCGACAACCUUUGGUGGAGAGGAAGGAGCAAAGAUUGGACGCGAAUUGUUGUCCCAAUAUAUCUCUGGCUUCAACACGACCCUGACAUUCCAAACUCACGAGGGAUCCAUUCCCAAUCAGCCCGCAUUGGGCAAAGCACUUAGUAAAUUCUUGAUCGAGAUACCUGCACCAAAGCUGUCCGACCCUAGCACUGGUGAUGACAGGGACGACGACGACGAUAGGGACUCCAAACCUCACUUCAUUAACAGCGCAGUUUUCCACUUAUUCUCCUCGACUGCGGUCUUCACACUGCUUUCGCCUCUCCAAUACAGCACGUUUUAUAUCGAGAAUGUAAAUGCUACGGCUUUUUACAAUCAUACUGAGCCUGUAGGCUAUAUCGACUACGAUCUUCCCUUCAAGGUACCACCAGGAACCAGCCAGAGCCCGAAAUUGCCAGUGGACUGGUCAAUGGACUCUAUUGGUUAUGAGAAACUUAAGAAGGCACUAGGUGGUGAAUUGAAACUUGAUGCAUCAGGCACAGUUGUGGUGAGACUUGGCCAGUGGCGCGAGGAGGUGUGGUAUGUCGGUUCUGGCAUUGGCGCGAGCGUCACACUUUGA